Arabis nemorensis is the source of this 282-nucleotide messenger RNA. NCBI's taxonomy places the organism in Eukaryota, Viridiplantae, Streptophyta, Magnoliopsida, Brassicales, Brassicaceae. The record is from the annotation of a GenBank genome assembly.
AUGCAUUACCACGGCUGCUGCUGCGGACGAUGCAGAGUAUCGACGUCGCCGUUGCCGGUAAUAGUCAUGAUCACGGUGGCGCUCGUCCUCUUGGCUCUUUCCUCCGUCGUGAAAUUUGAAGUAGCUGUCUCUACAGGCGAAGAUAUGCUGAGCUGGCUCCUCCUCGCGGCGGUUCCAUUGGCUCUUCUCUUCGCCAUGCGGUGUCUCUCUUGUCUCGAAACGUCCAAGCGAUCUGUCUAUUACUGUCCCUGUGGUCGCUGGAAAUGCGUUUGCUACUACUAG